Messenger RNA from Gekko japonicus, 2223 nucleotides. It is a transcript of the gene LITAF, whose product is annotated as lipopolysaccharide-induced TNF factor. NCBI's taxonomy places the organism in Eukaryota, Metazoa, Chordata, Lepidosauria, Squamata, Gekkonidae. Gene Ontology annotation, biological process: regulation of cytokine production. The transcript is spliced from 5 exons. The record is from RefSeq and is a predicted model, not a curated record. Gene Ontology annotation, molecular function: zinc ion binding. Bases 1 to 855 code for a protein of 284 amino acids.
AUGCCUGGUCUCAGGCGGCGCUACCAAAACGAGGGGCGCCUGUCCCUGUUCGGUGACCCGCCGCCGCCGCCGCCACGUGUGAACGGGGGUCUGCGCGUCCGAGCGAGGCCAGCGCAGCAGCCGGGCUGGGCCCUUUCUGCCGAGGGGAGCCAGGCCAGCCAGCCAGCCAGCCAGCCGCGGCUCCUCGGGAGCAAGGCGGGAGGAGGCGCCUUCUUCUUCUUGGCCCCGUGCGAAGGCCGGGUCUCCUCCCAGGAAGGGGCGGGCUGGGCGGCGGCGGCGGCGAGUCUCCGGGCGGGCCUGGGCGGAGAGCGGCGGCCGAGCGAGCAGGCAGCGCAGCGCCGAUCACCCUCCGCAGAAAUGGCCGCUCCUCCUCCUCCAUCAGCGCCCAACUUCCCGUCAGCCCCACCGCCUUCCUACGAAGAGACAACUGGCAUCAACAGCGGCGCCCCCUACCCCGUCCCCUACCCUCCCCCAGCCGGGUUCGGGGCCGGACCGCCGCCGAAAGAGGUGCAAGCUCCACCCUAUCCGGCACACCACUAUCCGGCGCAGCCCUAUCCAGGGCAGCCUGUGACCACGGCCCCUCCUCCAGUGGCCCUCCAGGCGGUUUACAUCCAGAACCCGCUGACCUUCCACGACCGCCCCGUGCAGAUGUGCUGCCCGUCCUGCAGCAAAGUGAUCGUGACGCGCCUGACGCACUCGGCGGGAGCCCUGACCUGGCUGUCUGCCGGAAGUCUCUGCCUGCUGGGGUGCUGGGCCGGCUGCUGCCUGAUUCCCUUCUGCGUGGACGCCCUCCUCGACGUGGACCACUAUUGCCCCAGCUGCAACACGCUCCUGGGUACCUACAAGCGGCUCUGAGCGCCGGCAGGAUUUGUGCCGACGAAAAAGGUGGGGGGGGAGGGCUGGGUCGUCUCCGCAAGUGCUUCUUGGACACUCUCGAUGCUGCGCAUUCUCUGCCUUUUACAAAUAUCAGUUCAGGAAGAGGAGACCUUUCUCUCGCCCACUUCUCUGUCUCCCAAAUCCCUGCCUUGAAAGGAAGGUGUGUGUCUGGGGGGGGGGGAAGCUCUGUCCCCACGGGAGGUCUCUACCGGGGAAGGUGUCAGAUGCAUUAAGUGUUGUCUUAAGGUAGAUUAUUGUGGGGGCCAACCAACCGCGGGUGCCCCGCGAGGGUCCUUUUCUGACUCGGAGGCCUUUCUUUCUCUGCGUUAUUGUUUACUAACUUCUCUUGAGCACUGAAAUCUAUUUUAAAAUGCCGGUUUUCAGACUCCUUUGAACAAGUGUUCCCGUUCAGGGUGCACCGCGCCACAAAGGCUAAAGCACAAACGGAAAAAUUCCGGCCUCCUUUCUAUUCCAAGCUCUAAGCGUCGUACAGAGAGUAUUCCAGGAAUAUUUUUUUAUAUUAUGCUGCAAAGGAAAUCUGUGAAUAUAAGUAUAUUUUUAGCUUCUUGAAUUCUUCAAGAGGGCCAGAUCCUUUCCGCUCUCUGACCUGAUUUGGCAGGUUCCAGCGUGGAAAUUUUGCACCUGUGGGGCUGGAAAAUGGGGGGGGGGGGCUGGGGUGAGAAAAUGCCGGCUGAACGGCUUGUAGCUGAUACGAGUGGAUCGAGGCCAGAUUCCCGUUUUGGGCAGUGGGUAUGGAUGUUCUCUGCAACAGCCCGGUGGGGUCCUUGCUGUGCGCCCCCCUUCUUUGGAAAGGUCUGGAUGAACGUGGGGGGUGUUGCGUAUAAGUAAGAGUUGAAUGCUGCCAUCGCCGGGUGGAUGCUGAAGUCUGAAACAUCUUGUCAAAUCUCCCGCGCUCUGUGGGUUUGUUUGUGUCUCGGAGCGAAUCCUCCGGACCAAAGGCGAUUCAGACCGCAGCAUCCUGCGUGAAGGAGGACCGUUUGCUGCCAGAGCCAAAACUUGUAUCCUUCUUGAUGUGGACUUGAUCACUGUCUUGUUGUCCUGUGAACCUUUUAAAUAAAAUUUGAAGUUACUGUUGCAUAAGGGACUGUGGAGCCGGCUCGUGUUCCUCUCGCCUCUUCCUGCUUUCUUCGGAGGUCUGCGGCUACCGAGAAGGCCCUGCCCUGCCCUUCGGACACUGACGCCCGGAGCAACUGCAGAAAUGGGUGCUUGGGUAAAAUUGCACCUCCUGGGGGGGGAGGCGGGGGGCUUAGCCCCGUGGUCUCUGCUCCAAUCCUCCACCCCUGCUAGCACCUAGAGAGCCAGUUUGGUGUAGUGGUUAAGUGCGCG